This is a messenger RNA of Entelurus aequoreus (snake pipefish), 3539 nucleotides long. It is a transcript of the gene rnf13, whose product is annotated as ring finger protein 13. Lineage: Eukaryota; Metazoa; Chordata; Actinopteri; Syngnathiformes; Syngnathidae. Gene Ontology annotation, cellular component: nucleoplasm; cytoplasm. The record is from RefSeq and is a predicted model, not a curated record. Gene Ontology annotation, molecular function: ubiquitin protein ligase activity; zinc ion binding. The coding region runs from base 311 to 1459 and encodes 382 amino acids. Gene Ontology annotation, biological process: protein ubiquitination; ubiquitin-dependent protein catabolic process; positive regulation of DNA-templated transcription. The transcript has 10 exons.
GCGUGUGCUUGUGGCGGAAGUUACUUUGAAGCAAGAAGGCAGAGGGGUGGAUAAACGGUUCGGCCCCAUCGUUUUAAAAAGGCGUGAAGUUCAGCCCUUAUCGACGUCUUUUCACACCCUCCCUCGCAUGUUUUGUCAAGAAAUAUAACAAUGUCCCCGCCAGGAGCUUCAAACGAGGAUAAGGAAAACCACCGCGAAGAAAUUAAGGUGUGACUACAACGGGCGCAGAGUGUGUGUGUGCAUGCACGUUCCUGCUGCUACGCGAAAGAGUGAGUGGUGUAGCAGCUGACCGCUGCAACGUAAUGCCAAGAUGCUGCUGUCCCUGGGAAUGCUGAUGCUGUCGGCCACGCAGAUCUACACCAUCUUCACCGUCCAGCUCUUCGCCUUCCUCAACCUGCUGCCCGUGGAAGCCGACAUCUCUGCCUACUCGUUUGACAACAAAACCGACACCUUUGAUGACCUCCCUUCACGCUUUGGGUACCGACUACCCAGCGAUGGAUUGAAGGGCUUCCUGAUUGGUGCACGGCCAGCCAAUGCGUGCGAGCCCAUCGAGCCCCCUCCCAGGGACAACUUGACAGGAGCCUUCAUCGUCCUCAUCAAACGCUUUGACUGCAACUUUGAUAUUAAGGUCCUCAAUGCACAGAAAGCUGGGUACAAGGCAGCCAUUGUUCACAAUGUGGACUCUGAUGACUUGAUCAGCAUGGGCUCCAAUGAUUUGGAUGUUCUGAAGCAGAUAGAUAUUCCCUCUGUAUUUGUGAGUGAGGAUACCGCCAACACUCUAAAAGAGGACUACCUGUAUGACAAAGGCGGACGUGUGAUCCUCAUGCCCGACUUUAGCCUGCCGCUGGAAUACUACUUGAUCCCCUUCCUUAUCAUCGUGGGAAUCUGCCUCAUCCUCAUUGUGGUCUUCAUGAUCACAAAGUUUGUCCAAGAUCGACACAGGGCCAGGAGGAGCCGCCUCCGCAAAGAUCAAUUAAAGAAACUUCCGAUCCACAAGUAUAAAAAAGGAGACGUCUACGACGUGUGUGCCAUCUGUCUGGACGAGUACGAAGAAGGGGACAAACUGAGGGUGCUGCCAUGUUCUCAUGCCUACCACAGCAAGUGUGUGGACCCCUGGCUGACCAAGACCAAGAAGACGUGUCCCGUGUGCAAGCAGAAGGUGGUCCCCUCGCAGGACGACUCCGACUCGGAGGAGAGCGGCGGCGAAGAGAACGAGGAGGCGUCGGAGAGCACGCCCUUGCUGCGCUCGCUCGCCUCCACCAGCGCCCACUCCUUCGGCACCAUGUCGUUGGCGUCCCCCUCGGACCAGGACCACGAGUCGUCCUCGGAGUACGAGUACGAGCUGGACAACAGCAGCAACAGCGAGGAGGAAGAGGACCAGGUCACCGUGGAAACGGUGGUGGUUCAGAUGCAGCAGUCAAGUCCUGACAGCCAACAAGAAGAGCUGCUCCAAGCCUGAAACUAAAGACUGUAUAUACACACUCCAUACUUGUCAUUUAUUGUACAUACUCUAAUGCACCUUCUGGACUCUCCUCCAUCCAGCCUCUCUCUUUUUCACUAGACUGAAACAUUUACCAAGGACUAUCAGACAAAAGUUAACACAUUCCUAUGAAAAGAGAGUAUUUUCAGAUAAAUUGUAUUUAAAACAUUAGGGGAAAAGUAGCUGCAAUGUUCCAACUAAAUUUACAUUUCUGAGAUGAAUAGUAUAUUCCAUAAUGUUAUGACUAUAGAAAGUAUUAUGAGUAAGUCAUUGCAAAAAAAACAUUAGCGUAGUAUGAGGCAAAUAUUUAAUUUGCUUAUUUUGAAUUUCUCAAAUUUAAUGGAAGUGCAUAGAAAAAAAUCGUAACAUUGCGAUAAGAGUCAAUAUUUGAUUAAUAUAUUUACUCAAAUCUCUUAAGAUUAGCACAGUAUUACCGUAUUUUCCGCACUAUAAGGCGCACCUAAAAACCUCCAAUUUUCUUAAAAGCUGAGUGCGCCUUAUAUAUGGACCAAUAUUGAGCCACAACAGGAUGCAUAAAGUAACCCCAGCCUCUACUGUAGCGUCUAUUCUAUGCGCCUUAUAAUGAACGUUUUAAAAUAGGCCAUUCAUUGAAGGUGCGCCUUAUAAUCCGGUGCGCCUUAAAGUGCGGAAAAUAUGGUACAAUAAAUUACAUGUAGAAUUUGGGACAAUAAUAUUCAGACAGAUUAUAGAAUAUUGCAAGAGGAUAAACUGGAACAUGACUGGAUGCUUGUUUUUACACUAGAAAUUUCUUGGGCAGAUGUCAGAUAAUGAUUGUAAUCUUACAGUGAGGAUGAAAUAUGACAGAAUUGUGUCAAAUAUUAAAUUAUUGCAAGUAUUGAGAGUACAUGUUACAACAAACUAGUCUUAAAAGUGCAAUUUUAGGAGAAAAAAAUUCAAGGCGAGUUUUGUGACUGAUUUUGAAAAGCCAAAGUUACACAACAUUGUGAGAGCAGCAGAUUUUAUAAACAUGUUUUUCAUUUAAAUAGCUUUUUUUGUAAGAUUUCAAAAUAAAAUCACUUGCCUCACAAAACGAUCAAUGUUAUUAUACUGUUAGUCCUUGGUAAAACACAAAUCACUGAUGAAGGAACAGCAUGUCUGUGCUAACAUUGCUUUGACAUUAACUUCUGCUUUCUCACUUGUCUCUUACGCUUGAAAAAUAAAAGACAUGUCAUACUUUAUUCCGGACUUAAUGCCAUUUUUUUUUUUUUAAAAAGGUUUUCCCAAGGUAAAAUCGACGGUGACACAAAUUGCAUGGGAAUAUUCCCGGAAGAAGACGUGCAACAGUUGCUCUGGUUGGAAUAAAUUUAUUUUGAUCUGUCUGUAAACAAGGUGAUAAAUCAAAGUAUGGCAUUGUUGUUUGGAUGCAUUGACAGACUGUAUCCCAGAUACAAGAAACUAAAUCAGCCAACGGGACCUUAAACAGAUUUUUGAUGAGUACAAAUGUCCUUUAGGCCUAAAAGUGAAGCUGAAGCUUAAAAAAAAAAAAAAGAAAAAAAAGGGGGGUGCCAAUGAAAUAAGAUUUCUAACAUUAUGGCACAGAAUUUCUGAUCGUUACUCCCAUCUCCCAAUGAUGUUUAGCGGUUGGACGUUACAGUUAGCGGCCACUGAGCGUCGUGGCUCAGCGACGAUGACAGAAGGCAAUUUUUAUUUAUUCCACAGUUUCAGUUGUCAACACAGCACGAGGGCGCUCAAAUGCAGGAGAAAGUGAAACUGGUUCACCUCCGCUGCAUGUGAGCGGUAGAACAGAAUCUGCUUGGUGUUGAACCAACACGACUACACUUGGUCCUAUUUUAAAAAAUAAAAUAAAAAAAGUGGGGAAAUGGCAACAAUAUUCAUUACAGGAGCUGGCAAAAAAAAACGAAAACAAAAAAACACGAUAUUAAGUGCCUGAGCCAGUAACCGUGGAAUGUCCGUUGCUGUGAUUGGACAGGUGGAGUGGUGGCCAGGAGAGGAGAAGCUACCAGCGUCAUUAGCCCAGCUGGUCCAUAACCCCCUCCCCCACACUCACUUUGACUACGAUCAAUUUGGGGGGGGGGGG